Messenger RNA from Punica granatum (pomegranate), 1413 nucleotides. NCBI's taxonomy places the organism in Eukaryota, Viridiplantae, Streptophyta, Magnoliopsida, Myrtales, Lythraceae. The record is from RefSeq and is a predicted model, not a curated record.
AAGUCUACCGUUCGGAUGCAAAUUUGCAAAUAGUCGCCGCAGAUCUCUCGCCGCCGCACCCGCCGUGCUAGCUCGCCGACUUGACCGUCGUCCCGUGACUCGUCGAUCGCCGGCCACCCCUAUCUGGUAGUCGGAGUCGUCGCUCGUGGCCUAGCUCAUGUCCAUCUCUUCUCUCUCGAUUUCUAGUUCUGCUCCUUCGAUUAUAAGCUCUUGAUUUCUAUCUCCACCAGCUCUUCAUCUCCCCUCAACUUUUCUCCUACCGAAGACUUCUUCUUCAAGUAAAGAUUGACUGAUACUCAAAAUGACUAAGCAAAUGGUUGAAGUUCCUCCAAAGGGUGGAUUUAGCUUUGAUCUGUGUCGGAGGAAUGCUAUGCUUGCUAAGAAGAAUGAGGGUGCUAAGGCCCCUUCUUUCAGGAAAACAGGAACGACGAUUGUGGGGUUGAUUUUCCAGGAUGGUGUUAUUCUUGGAGCUGAUACUAGAGCAACUGAAGGACCUAUAGUUGCUGAUAAGAACUGCGAGAAAAUUCAUUACAUUGCACCCAACAUAUAUUGCUGUGGUGCUGGAACUGCUGCAGAUACAGAGGCAGUAACAGACAUGGUGAGCUCACAGCUGCAAUUGCAUCGGUACCAUACCGGCCGUGAAUCCAGGGUUGUGACGGCGUUGACACUUCUGAAGAGGCACCUUUUCAACUAUCAAGGUCACGUUCAGGCUGCUCUGGUUCUUGGCGGAGUUGAUGUUACUGGACCUCACUUGCACACCAUAUAUCCCCAUGGCUCAACAGACACACUGCCAUUUGCUACAAUGGGUUCGGGUUCUCUAGCUGCAAUGUCUGUAUUUGAAGAUAAAUUCAAAGAAGGCUUGACGAGAGAUGAGGGAAUUAAGCUGGUGACUGAGGCAAUAUGUGCGGGUAUUUUCAAUGAUUUGGGAUCUGGAAGCAAUGUUGAUGUCUGCGUGAUAACUAAGGGUGAUAAGGAGUACCUGAGGAAUCAUCUGAUGCCAAACCUGCGUACAUAUGUCAGUGAGAAAGGGUACACUUUCCCCAAGAAGACUGAGGUUCUCUUGAUGAAGAUUACUCCUCUGAAGGAGACAGAAGAAAUUUCUGAAGCCAGGGACGAUAUGGAAGAGUAGAGUUCUCAUAGUGAUACUUGUUUGAUGCUUCUAAUGGGUUGGGUGGAAUCAAGUUCGGGUGGAAGAGAUGGAACAAUUACUUCAGCUGGUUCAGUAUUCAAGGCUUAGCCUCUUUGGCAUAUGUAAACUCGAACACACUAGCAAAGUUCUUGAUGUGAUGACCCAUCAAAGAAGUUUGUGUGAGGAAAUUACAAUGAACUGUGUGACAAGUCUGGUUUCAGAUGAAUCCUGUGUCUAUUAAAUCCUCUUUAUCUGACGUACAGAUCUGUGGUGUUCUUUGUUGA